Messenger RNA from Pimephales promelas (fathead minnow), 2507 nucleotides. RefSeq names its product mannosidase endo-alpha like (gene maneal). The record is from RefSeq and is a predicted model, not a curated record. Gene Ontology annotation, molecular function: alpha-mannosidase activity. NCBI's taxonomy places the organism in Eukaryota, Metazoa, Chordata, Actinopteri, Cypriniformes, Leuciscidae.
CAGCAAAACGGUGCAUGUGAUGAUCAAUACGCGGAAGCUUUUGCGUCGAAUUCGAACGGGCGCGUUCGUUGUGCGUUGUUGAUUUAGUAAUAUAGCGAGUGCUGUUAGAUUAUAAAUAUACCGUAAUCAAUAAUGUGGGCUGGCUUGUCAACUUAAUAGACUCGUUGCUUGUGUAGACAUUCAUCUGAGCUAGUUUUUUCCUAAUCUUUAUAAUUUGCUAAUGAAAUAAAGAUAAUGGCUUAUUGACGAGCCGAGGGACCAAGCGACGGGUCGGAGUGCCAAAUGCAAGUCCGAUAGAGCAAACUGGAAUUGGAGAUGGAACACAAGAAUUUGAUGAUCUACUUUUGGAGGCCUCGACCAUAUUAACCUCUUGUCUAGCACCACGGACAGCGACCAUGAACAGGUUACGCAGGAAAGCGUGCGUGGCUCUUUUAGUGUUCACUUUGUUCAUUUUUGGCACUAUGAUGGGCCUACGAACCCUCAAACCCACUGAUGGCUUUUCGGAUCUUGCUCCAGGAAUGGAGUUGAUGCCUUUGGUUGGAGAGCGACUGGACCAGAGACCCAAUAAUGUAGUUGAAUCAGCAGGUCAAAAUGGAGGUGGGGGGAGUGACACUAAGAUAGUGUUUUCCAGCUCGGGUCCUGACCACAGCAUAUUCUAUGACAUUCACAUCUUCUAUUAUUUAUGGUAUGGCUCGCCACCGAUGGAUGCUGGUUAUAUACAUUGGGACCAUGUGCUGGUACCACACUGGGACCCCAAAAUAGCUGCCAGUCACCCGAAAGGACGACACAAUCCUCCAGACGACAUUGCGUCCAGUUAUUACCCUGAACAGGGACCCUACAGCUCCAGAGAUCCAGAUGUCAUUGAAUCCCACAUGGCGCAAAUCGAAGCUGCAGCCACAGGUGUGGUGGUCCUGUCCUGGUACCCGCCUGACGUGGCAGAUGAACAUGGCAAACCCUCAGAGGAUCUGGUGCCAGCUGUAAUGGACGCUGCCCAUAGACACAGUAUCAAGGUUGCGUUUCACCUGCAGCCCUACAAAGGCCGGACAGACCUCAGUGUGCAUGACAACAUCAAAUACAUCAUUGACAAAUAUGGGCAUCACGGGGCUUUCUACAGGUUUAAGUCCAGCACUGGGAAGGUCCUUCCACUGUUUUACGUGUACGAUUCGUACCUGAUGCCGCCCGAGACCUGGGCUGAGCUGCUGACCGUCAGAGGAUCGCACAGUCUCCGAGGAACUCCUUACGACGGCGUCUUCAUCGGCCUCAUUGUGGAGGAGCGCCACAAGCAGGAGAUCCAGGCUGGGGGCUUCGACGGCAUGUACACCUACUUCGCUUCCAAUGGCUUUUCCUUUGGAUCUUCUCACCAGAACUGGAAAGCAAUCAAAGCUUUCUGCGACAAGAACAACUUACUGUUUGUACCUAGCGCUGGGCCGGGCUACAUGGACACCGCAGUUCGGCCGUGGAACAACCACAACACCCGCAACAGAGUGAACGGACGAUAUUACGAGACCUCUUUGCAGGCGGCGAUAUCGGUAAGGCCUGACAUCAUCACCAUCACCUCGUUUAACGAGUGGCACGAAGGAACUCAGAUCGAGAGGGCCGUGCCCAAGAAGACUGUGGCCCGUCUGUAUUUGGACUACAAACCCCAUCAGCCAGAGCAUUACCUGGAGCUCACCAGGAAGUGGGCGGAACAUUUCAGUAAGGAGAAAGAGCAGUGGCUCAUGUGACCUCGUGACUUCUUACCAACGUUGACUUCUGUGUUUAGAUUGUUUAACACUAACGUUGUCGAUUGUGAUCCUUCAAUUUAUGCAUACAUUUGAAUGGCAGCUAACUAGAAAGGACAAGCCACCUUCUUGCUCGCAUUUGAUUCAUUGAUAAACGAUUGAUUUACUGUAAGCCGUCCUGCUUCGGAUGGUGUAAGUUAGCCAUCGGCCAUCACCAGCCAUCAUGGGGUUAGCCCCCGAGUCACGAAAGGCUUGUUUACGCCGGGUCACUCAGAGCUGCAAUUGAACAAAAGAAUAAUGUGUUCUGAACACAAAGCGCGUGCACAAUUUAUAUGGUAUGAUUUAAGGGUUUUGUCAUUUUUGGAGCUCCGCAGCAUCCAUCUGCAUUCCCUAUCAUUGGAUGGAGAGGGAGACGAUGAUGAUGAUGAUGAUGAUAUUCCUCUUCCUGUAUUCCACAGAAGAAAAGAAGAAAUCUUAUUGUUUGGAAUUAAACGAUGCCGAGUGAAAUUGCAGUUUUAGCUAUUCCUGUAACAUCAGGCCUUGAACUGACUGACUUCUGCAGCAAAAGUGUGGCCUGGGUAUUUGAAGACUGGACCUUUUAUUGUGUGUUUGGACGACAGAUAACACUGAUUGGUGAUUGUGGUUAUGGUUUGUUUGGAUAAUGGCUGGGUUUAUUACGUUCUGUAAAUCCUAUUAAUUAUGCAUAUUGUAAUCCAUGUUUAAUAUUAAACUGAAAGAAAUGAUUAUUUUGCCAAGUAAUACAGAGUAUAAAGAAAUUGAACAGAA